Messenger RNA from Cladocopium goreaui, 162 nucleotides. The record is from the annotation of a GenBank genome assembly. Lineage: Eukaryota; Dinophyceae; Suessiales; Symbiodiniaceae.
AUGGCAUUAGAAGCAGAGGAGGAAAGGAAGCAUAUUCGCUCUUGGGAUCAACCCGCUCGAAUCAGCAAGAUCAAGAGUUCACUUGAAGAAGUCAUCGCCACCAUCGAUCCAAAGGAAGCAGAGACACAUCAGAUGCUAGGACACCUGACUGCGGCCCAUAAG